Cryphonectria parasitica EP155 is the source of this 1050-nucleotide messenger RNA. RefSeq lists its product as uncharacterized. NCBI's taxonomy places the organism in Eukaryota, Fungi, Ascomycota, Sordariomycetes, Diaporthales, Cryphonectriaceae. Bases 1 to 1050 code for a protein of 349 amino acids. The record is from RefSeq and is a predicted model, not a curated record. The transcript has a single exon.
AUGCAUUUCGCAAACGUCCCCGCGCUUCUUUCUGUCCUGCUAGCAUCAAAAGCCGCGGCGACGUCCACUGCCAACACGACUAGAACAGUUUACGAGUUUCCCCCAGGCACAUGGGUUGAGAACAUUGCGGUUCGCUCAAAUGGCAACCUGCUGCUGAUGCCUGAGCAGCCCUAUGCGUGCCUCUACUCGCUGGACCCCUCUGCGGCGUCCCCCGAGCCGGUGCUCAUCCAGAACCUCACUGAGACAUACGGCUACUCGUCCUUGUUCGGCAUCGCUGAGUCUCUCGAGACCCCCGACCUGUUUUACUUUAUCGCAGGCAAUUUCACCUACAGCGAGGGCGAGAACGCCAUCUUCACUGUCACCUUCUCUAACACCUCCGACCCCGAGGUGACUCUCUUCUCCAAGAUCGAGGGAGCUGUCUUCCUCAAUGGCCUCAGUGCCCACCCCCUCAACACGUCACUGAUCAUCGCCGGCGAUUCCUCGCUCGGCCAGACCUGGUCCAUCAACACCCAGACCGGCACAUACGCCCCCGGCAUCCAAAACAAGACGCUCAUGUCUAUGGAGACGGGUUCCCUGGCCGGUGGUAUCAACGGCCUGAAGGUCGGCGAUGCUGGCAAGACACUCUACUUCACCAACACAGCGCAGAACAUCAUGGGAAAGAUCGCCAUCGACGCUGCCGGCAACGCCGCCGACAAUGGUGCAGCAGACGCCGUCCUGGCCGUCGCGAAUCUGCCCGGCCAGGGCUGGGACGACCUCGCCGUCUAUCCACCCUACUACGACAGCGCGGCCUUCCUAGCCGCCGAGACCUCCACCUACCUUUACGCCGCUACUAGCGCCGCCUACGCUAUCGAGCGCAUCGACCCCGCCACCAGCACCGGCGUUUACAUUGCCGGCUCUGUGAACAGCACCCAGAUCGAGAGGCCCACCGCAUGCCAGCUGGGCCGUGGAGAGGCCGAUGCCGGCUGGCUCUACGUCACCACUGCCGGCGACACUGGCGAGACAGACGAGUCUCUUGGUGGACAGAUUGUAGCGGUCUACGUUGGCAACUAA